CUGCCCAUUUUGGCGUCACGAAACAGAAUCGCACUCACACCAGCCUCUGCCUCGUUGGCUCGUUCGCAGACUCAAAAUAAUUUCAAAUCUCCCUCCUAGCUGCCCUGCGGGCAGAAAUUUUCAGGAACCGUCUGCCACUUCCUCGCCGCCAAUCCCAAUUUCCCUUCAAACAUUUCGCGCAAAUUCCAUCCAAAAACGGCAAGAAACACAGAUCCGUCCCCUCCCUCCACGCCUCCCCACCCCAGCCAAAAAUUCCCCCCCGAAACUCAAAUCUUGAAUCCUCCUGCCUACUUCUCCGUCCUACUACCUCCGUUACAAAUAGCCAUGGAGAUCCUUGCAUCCCAUCCCAAGCUCCAACAGAGCCACCUCGCCGCCCAGUACAUCACCGAGCCCCAAAUCUAAGAGCGGCAGGCAGCUCGUCAUACCUGAGAUGGCAGUUGACCGCAGCGAUAACAAGGAGAACCUGCCGCCUGCAACUGCUCCGUCCUCCGCCGUUGGCCGCCUUCAUGGCAUAGCUGUCAAGAGUUGCAAGCUGAAGCGGCUCAGCAAGGCGCGGAGGCGGGUGCCGCUCAGGGACAUCACCAACCUCUUCGUUGCUGUGGAGUCUGCGGUUCCCGUGUUGCAGCAAGAACUGCCGCAGCCGCCGGAGGUGACCGCGGAGGUCCCCCAGGCGCAGCCGGCCAUAAAGAAUGGGCUUGCAGCUGGUGGUGCGGCAUCGAAGCCGGUCAGAUACUCGCUCCGGAAGUGGUUUAGAUAGCUUGUUACUGUACAGGAUUUGUAUUAUUCUCAUUUUUUCUGUCAUUGUCCAAUGAUUCAUUGGACUCGAUUCGGUUGGAUUAGUUGGUUUCCUCAUUUAUGUAUUCGUCAUGAUAGGAAAUGGGCUGCUGGUAUAGAAAAUCAAGACGUGAAAUUGGUUUUUCAUUGAUUUUUGGUGUCACGAUACUGAAUUGGAAACAGGAUUUGUGCA
Brachypodium distachyon (stiff brome) is the source of this 967-nucleotide messenger RNA. RefSeq lists its product as uncharacterized. Lineage: Eukaryota; Viridiplantae; Streptophyta; Magnoliopsida; Poales; Poaceae. The record is from RefSeq and is a predicted model, not a curated record. Bases 431 to 757 code for a protein of 108 amino acids. The transcript has a single exon.